Molecule: messenger RNA, 1059 nt
Organism: Moneuplotes crassus
Lineage: Eukaryota; Ciliophora; Spirotrichea; Euplotida; Euplotidae
Source: the annotation of a GenBank genome assembly
UAAUCUGAGCAUGGGGCUUAAGGUUCAGACAUUGUUUUCUCAAAUAUAGAACCAAAUUUUUCUGAUAAUCAUGACCUUAAUGGCAAUGAUUUUAGGAACAUGGAAAUUCACCAAAGCAGCAGAGAUCUGUAAGGCUUAUAGAUGUAGUAACCAGACAAGAGAAGGAGUCUGAGCUGAAUCAACAGCAGAUACAGUAGUACUCAAUCCUUCAACGUGAGGGGAUAAAGAAGAGUGCUUCUUCUCAGGAAAUGAAACUGGACAAUGCGCUCCAAAAAUUGACAGGAACUUUCCAAGUCUAUAUUAUCCUGGCUACAACUGUCGCUAUGAGAAGAAGCCAGGAAUCUGAGCAUUUGGAGGAAAGUACUGAAACAAAUAUGGAAUGUGAGAGGGAGGAUCUCUGGACGAUAUCUGUCAAAGACAUGCAGAUUGCCACUAUGGCUUUUACUGUAACCCUUUUGGGUUCUGUGUCCCUUCUAAGGAAGAAGGAGAAGCUUGCACUCAAAAUGAGGAGUGCAUCAGAGGCUAUGGCUGCUUUAGGAAAUGUAUCAAGUACCUCUCACUCGAAACUGAUGAACAAGUCAUUCCUGAAUUUAACAGGAAGGUGUUUAGUCAGCUUGGUAACGAGAAAAUGUGCGAAAGUGGAUGGUAUAAUAGGACAACUGGCAGAUGAUUUUCUGGAGUCAAGUCUUUGCAAAAAGGGAAGAUUUGAUCAACAGACCUUGACUGCCCAACUACAGUUGAAGAUAUAUUUGCUCAGUGCAAAUGCGGAUUCUCAGUGAAAGGUCAAAAAUAUUGAGAUAUUGAAGGAGAUGAUGAUGAAUGGCAAGAAGUCCUAGAAGCUUUUGGGAAAUAUGCUAAUACGACUAGAGAAAGUUGACAUCCAGCUGAAGGAUUAGGUGAAUGAUUCUUCAACAAUGAUUUUAAGAAAUGGAAAUGCCUUGAGUUGAAAGCUAGACUGUAUGUUUACUUUAUUGAUCAACCAGAUUGCUAUGAUGAUAUCAAAGUUCAGCACCCAAUCUUUGCUGAAUAUCUGCAUUAUUGUAAGGGUUAAUAAAAUUU